This is a messenger RNA of Paramecium tetraurelia, 4422 nucleotides long. RefSeq lists its product as uncharacterized. Lineage: Eukaryota; Ciliophora; Oligohymenophorea; Peniculida; Parameciidae. The transcript has 5 exons. The record is from RefSeq and is a predicted model, not a curated record.
AUGAUGCUCUUCUAAACUUACGUUUGUUAGUGGACUUAUAUUGCAAAAUAUUAUUACUAGGAUAUCAAAUUUCAGAAUCAAACUAAUGUAGGAGGCUUCAAUAUUCCUCAACAAUCUAAAAGUGCCUAUUACAUAGAUUGUGACUCUCCAUCAACAAGUUAGAUAACUCUUACAUCAGAAUUACCAAGGCUAAUAAGUGAAGAUUAAUUGAACCUCAAUUCUGGAGACUAUGUCUCACUUGAUUUAUUUUUCUCAGGUAUUUGGAAUAAUGACAUUUUUAAAAUAAUAAUAGGGGGUCAAGUUAUUUCACUUAAUUAUACAAAACCUGAUUAAUAUCCAAUAUCUAGUGGAUUUUGUGACAAUAUAUAGGCUGAUGCUAAGAGUUUAAAUUUUAAAAUCUAAACCACAUAAUAAGUUAACCUGGAAUUCCAAAUAUAAAACUCGAAUGUUGAUGGAUAAGUUUCGAUUAAAAAUUUGUUUAUAUCAAGGCUCUUAUGCCAUCCUUUAUGCAUUUCCUGUACAGGUUAAGAAUCUACUUAAUGUACAAGUUGUUAUAGCGGAACUCCUAAUAAUAAUCGAUGCCCUUUGUGCCCAUCUAAUUAGUCACUGAUGCCAGAUAUUGGUUGCACAGUGAUGUGUGACUUUUAUUAACGCGAAACUUAUGAGAAAAUUUGUGUAUAUUUUAAAUCAAGCACUCUCUAUUAGGAAACCUUAUAUCCAAAUGAAAAGAGGUAUCAAGUGAUUCAAACUAGCCUUAUAGGCUUAUCAUAAUAUAUGCUAGCAUCUACUUCAUAAGACCAUGGAAUAUUCACUCUGAAUUCUGGUACUAUUAAGUUUAUUGAUUUAUCCUCAUUUAAUUAAGGAUAUUUCUUGAUAGGAUUAAAAUUAGUUAUAUCAUUAUACGAUCCUAUUCCUAUUGAUACUAGAAUAGAAUUUCAUAUUAAUAAUACUUACUAUGGAUCUAUUUAUUAAACGGAUUAAGGAAUGUAGCUACACAGAAUUUAAUUAUAUAAAACUGAAGACUUAACUUGUGUCAGUUUAUGGACAAAUUGCAAAACUAUUACGUUAUUUAUGUUUGUAGAUAUACCUAAUUAUUCCUUUGCUUUUAAAGCUAUUGGAUACUAUUAAACUUCUGGUGCAGGUUGGAGCAUAAAAUAGAUUGAGGUCUCAUCUGGAAAAUGUCAGGAAAAUUGCUAAUAUUGCGAAUUAGCUUAUUUAUGUAAAAUUUGUAAUGUUGGUUUGUAUGUCUCAAGCGAUGGUAAUUGUGUAAAAUGCGAAGAAACUUAUUAAAUAAUAAAUGAAGGUUCUUGCAUAGACUAUGGAUAAGAAGCUCCAUAUUCUGGAUAUUUAAUAUAAAAUGAAAAGUUUGAACUAACAAACGAUCCAUCCUAAACUACAAAAUAUCUACUUGCUUCAGCAGAGGGAUUCAACUUUUUAAAAGGAUCAAAUAUUUGGUAUUCGUUUUGGCAUGAAAAAUUCAUUUUUGGGGGAUAGUAUGUUUGGAGUCAAGCAAAAUUCAAAAUAAUUCAUUAAUCACUAAGUCCGCAUUAUAGUGUUACAAUUGGAUUUUACAUUUUAUAUGGACCAAAUUUCCCUGAGGAUGGCUAAUUCAUAUAUACCUUUGAAAACGAUCAGCCUAUAACUAAAUCUGCAUAGAGUGCAAAUUUAUCUUUUGCAGAUGCAACUCUGUCUGAAAGAGUAAAAACUAUUCAUCCACAUUCUUCCGAUACGUUAACUUUAUAUUGGGAAUGCAAAGGCAGUAACAAUAAUAUAUAUGAUGCAUAUUGUGGAUUGUAUGGUUAUAAUGUGGUCGUUCAUUAUUGUUAACCUUAUUGUCUAGAAUGUUCAAGUGAAAAAGUUUGCACUAAAUGGGAUAAUUCUGUUGAUGCCAAAUUUCAUUCAGUAAUAGGUUGUUAACCAAAAACAUAUUAUAAUAAACAAGAAUAAAAAUGCUUACCUUGUCCUAAUAGAUGCAAAACUUGUACAUCUGAAAUGCAUUGUUAAUCAUGUGAAUUAACGUAUACUCUUACUAAAUCAGGUUGUAAAUGUUUAAUGACUCAGUAUUAUGCUGAUAAUUAAUGUUAUGAAUGCCCAAUAGGAUGCAAUCAAUGUCUCAAUAACCAGGCUUGUGUAGAAUGUUUGACUGCAAAUAAUAGAGAGUUAAAAAACGGAAAGUGCGAAUGUUUAGAUGGAUAUUAUUCUAUAAGUUCAAAUCCAGUUUGUUAAAAAUGUCAUAGUUAAUCAAUCUGCUAGUGCCCAUCAGGUACUAGUUAUGAUGCUUCUUCAAAAUCAUGUAAAACUUGUCAUUCUUCAUGUUAAACUUGCUUUAAUUUAACUUAGGAUGGUUGCUUAACUUGUGACAUAACCAAAAACAAAUACUUAAAAGGAUUAAAAUGCGUUUGCCGCGCAGGAUAUUACGAAUAGAAUAAUAUUUGUUUAAGUUGUCCUGAAGUAGAGGAUCAGUAAAAAGUACAAUGUUAUAAAUUUUGUUAAGAAAAUUAUAUGAUAUGGCAUACACAAAAUUGUUUAAUUUGUAAAAGCGGGUUUUAACUUAUUGAUGGUGAAUGUACGCCAAUUUGUGGAGACCACAUAGUUGUAGGAUAUGAAUAAUGUGAGGAUGGAAAUAAUGAUAUAGAUGAUUUAUGCUUUAAUUGCUAAUUUUAAUGCCCUAGUGAUUGUUAAACUUGCAAUUCAAAUACUAUGUUACCAUGUUCUGGUUAUUGUGGAGAUGGUAUUGUUAAUGGUACCGAAGAAUGUGAUGAUGGGAACUAGAUUUAAUAUGAUGGGUGCCAUAAUUGCAAAUUUUAAUGUUUCUCGAAAUGUACAAAUUGUGUCAAAGGUAAAUGUACAUAAUGUGUCACUAAAACACAUAAUCACAGCUUUGCAAUGUCUUCUGAGAAUUGUUUCUUAUAGUGUGGAAGUGGGAAUGUAAUUGUCAGCGAUUAAUGCAUCGAUUAUAAAUCAAUUACUAAUGAUGAGUGUUAAAUCUGUAGAUUUAAAUGCAGAAGUAAUUGUAUUAAUUGUGAAUAAACUACUGGAAGAUGCCUAGACUGCAACGUAGGGUUUAAACCUAAUUCUUCCUUCUGCGAAAACAUUUGUGGUGAUAUAUUAGUAGCUUAAGAUUCAACUAACUUUUAUACUGAAGCUUGUGACGAUGGAAAUAUUAUCAACAGGGAUCUUUGUAGUAGUUAAUGCAAGAGAGAAUGUUAAAUAGAAGAAGUUUGUACAGACUGCAGAAAUACAUUAUGUUAUGCUUGUGGAUAUGGAUACUAUUUGAAUGAAAAUCAUUAUUGUUAUUCUAUCUGCGGAGAUUUAAAAAAAGCAAAAGAUGAGGAAUGUGACGAAGAAAAGCCUUAUAAAUGCUUAAAUUGUUUAGCAAAAUGUUAAGAGUCAUGUUUGUAAUGUUCUACUUAAGGUAAAGGCUGCUUAUAAUGCAAAGAAGGUUAUCGAAAUAUAGAUAAUAUGUGUGAGACUAUUUGUGGAGAUGGUUAUGUAACUGCUGACGAAUAAUGUGAUGAUGGAAAUUUUAUAUUUGAAGACGGAUGCCAUCAAUGUUUAAAAGUUUGUACUAUAGGUUGUUCUGCUUGUAUUGAUGGAAGUUGUACAGAUUGCCAUGAAGGCUACUAAUAUUUUAAGUAAUAAUGCAUUAAAAUUGAUGAGAACUUUCAUGAUCCCAGAUGUAAUUCUGAUUGUUUAGAAUGCAGUAUCGAAAGGCAUGGAUGCUUGAAAUGCUAAUCUGGAUAUAACAACAUUGAUAAUAGGUGCUAUUCCAUUUGUGGAGACUAAAACAAACUUGAUAUUGAAAAAUGUGAUGAUGGAAAUUUUAUAUUUGAGGAUAAUUGUCAUCAAUGUGACUUUAAUUGCCCUAUUUCUUGUUCAAAUUGUAUUGAAGGUGUUUGCAUUCGAUGUUAUGAAGAAUUUUUUCUAUAUAAAAAAAGAUGUUUUUCAAAGAUUGAAAAUGAUCCAUUGGCUAGUCUUACAAAUUUUUAAUAUUCAAAUUUAAAAAGUCUGUAAUCUUUCUCUUCAACAUUGUUUUCAUCCUAUUAAUUUCAAGUAGAAACCCCAGAUCUGAAUUAAUAAAAAUAUAAUUAGAAGGAUUAUCAUCCAAUAGUUGUGUCAGAAAUUACGAACUCUAUCCGUUUUACAGUUGAUUUACAAUGCUCUAAAAAUUAGAAAUUAGAUAUUUAAUUCAAUACUUUUGAACACACGGAAGGCUUUGAUAAGGAGUCAUUAAUAUUCUAAGGUGAAUGUCAUAACACUUUUUAUCAUUCAAUUAGAGUCUCAUUUAUACUAAACAAAGUUAUUACAAAGAAUGAAGAUGAAAUAUUGGUAAUAAUAAUAAAAGAUAAUGAAUUAAAAUUUGCAUUGAUAAACGGGGAUUUUUUACAAAAUCUUCUCUCAUUUAAAUUUGUUAAUGUGUGA